AGAAAAAAGCACAUCACAAAAAUGGACCAAAACCAGCCCCAGGAUCAGGACCAGGACCAGGACCAGAACCAGGACACUGGCGGGUCCAGCAGCCGCAGGACGUCUGCACGUCUGCAGGUCCGUGUCCAGGAGGAAGCUGGAGGAAACUCAUACAAGCAGGAGGAGGACGAGGAAAUCCCACAUGGAGAGGCUCUUUUUUCUAGCGUGGCUGGCCACUACCAGGAGGAGGCUCCAUCAACCUCUGCAGCACAGAUUGACACAAAACAUGAAGAUGAAGAGAGGCCGUUAAGUUACUGCUGCGAACAGUGUGGGAAAGUCCUCAUCACCUUGACGUGUCUAGAGAUCCAUCUGAGGAAUCAUGUCCAAGAGAAGAUGUACAGAUGUGAUCAAUGUGGCGCAGCUUUUACCACAUCAGGGCAUCUAAGGACUCACAAACGUGUUCACGUUGAAGAUAAACCAUAUAGAUGUGAUCCAUGUGGGUCGGCUUUUAACAAACCGGGUAAUCUCAGGAGACACCAACAAAUCCACAUUGGAGAUAAACCAUAUAGAUGUGAUCAAUGUGGGGCUGCUUUUACCCAACAAAAUAACCUGAGAAGACACCAACGUAUUCACACUGGAGAUAAACCCUACGCGUGUGAUCAGUGUGGGGCCGCUUUCACCCAGCAAGAUCAUCUAAAGAAACACCAACAUAUUCACACUGGCCAUAAACCAUACAAAUGUGAACAGUGUGGGGCCGAUUUUACUGAAUCAGGUCAUUUAAAGGAACACCAACGUACUCACAGCGGCGAUAAACCAUACAGAUGUGAUCAAUGUGGGGCAGGUUUUACCACGUCGGGUACACUGAGGAGACACCAACGUAUUCACACUGGAGACAAACCGUACAGAUGUGCUCAAUGCGGAGCGGAUUUUACCAGAUCGGGAGAUCUAAGCGUGCACCAACGGCGCCACGCCGGACAGAAGCCGUACAGAUGCGAUCAGUGCGGAGCAGCUUUUACCAGAUCAGGUGAUCUGAAGGAACACCUGCGUACUCACAACGGAGAUAAACCAUACAGAUGUGAUCGGUGUGGAGUGGCUUUUACCCAACAAGGUAGCCUAAGGCGACACCAACGUACUCACGAUGGAGGGAAACCAUACAGAUGUGACGAGUGCGGGGUGACUUUUACCCAAAAGGGUAGUCUAAGUAGGCACCAACGUAUUCACGCUGAAGAUAAACCAUGUGAUCAGUGUGUGGAUUUUACUGAUGCAUUCAUAGUGAAAAGGAACUGAUUUAGUUAUAAUGGAAAGACAUUUUGAAUCUAACGAGAUCAACAGAUUCAAACAGGAUGAAAGCUGUAACCAGAUUUGUAGUUUUUAGCGUAACAAGCAGAG
Messenger RNA from Cololabis saira (Pacific saury), 1368 nucleotides. Its product is annotated as zinc finger protein 501-like. The coding region runs from base 22 to 1266 and encodes 414 amino acids. Gene Ontology annotation, molecular function: RNA polymerase II cis-regulatory region sequence-specific DNA binding; DNA-binding transcription factor activity, RNA polymerase II-specific. Gene Ontology annotation, biological process: regulation of transcription by RNA polymerase II. The transcript is spliced from 4 exons. The record is from RefSeq and is a predicted model, not a curated record. Gene Ontology annotation, cellular component: PcG protein complex; transcription regulator complex; nucleus. Lineage: Eukaryota; Metazoa; Chordata; Actinopteri; Beloniformes; Belonidae.